Messenger RNA from Dromaius novaehollandiae (emu), 4950 nucleotides. RefSeq names its product microtubule associated monooxygenase, calponin and LIM domain containing 1 (gene MICAL1). Gene Ontology annotation, molecular function: protein binding; FAD binding. The transcript is spliced from 26 exons. Lineage: Eukaryota; Metazoa; Chordata; Aves; Casuariiformes; Dromaiidae. The record is from RefSeq and is a predicted model, not a curated record. The coding region runs from base 734 to 4111 and encodes 1125 amino acids.
AGCUGUUUCCAGCAGUUCCGGCAUGCUGGAAAAGCGCCCGCUCUCCCUCAGACUCACGCUUUCCACAUCCUCCUCCGCCUGCCCGGCUCCUGCUCCCGGCGGCCUCUGCACCGAGGAGCUCUGCCCGGGGCGGGCGCCUCGAAGCGCCCCAAGCUGAGCUGCGGGGCGGCCGGGGCCCGGCCGGAGCGGGGCUCUGCGCCGAGCCCUGCGGGAAGCCGGCGCUCGAGGGCGUUGCGGCGAUGGAGGCGCGGGGCUGGCCCUUUCCACCCGCCGGCAGUGCCGCGGGUGACUCACGGGCUGCUGACAUAACCCGCUUGCCAGCGUGCACUGCGCCCGUGAGUCACCAGCCCCGCGAGCCUCCGGGCAGGUUGGCCCCGGUGUCACCGCGGUGGCCUCGGCCGAGGCGAGAGGCCAGGAGGACGUGGCCACUGGCAAACCCCAGAAAGCAUCCGGCUAAGAGCGACCUUGGGUCACCGAGCGGCUCCAUCCUCUGCUCCCAGGACAGAGCCGGAGGGGCCCUGCCCCCUCCUCCCACGCCGGCGGGAGCUGGGCUGCUCCAGGACGGAGCAGCCAGGACGCCUGGGUCCUCGCGGCGGCUGCUGGCAGAGAGCACGAGCCGGUCUCCCACGCGCCCUUGCCCAGCUGCGACCAGCUCGAGCCCCGGCCCCAGCCCCGGGCUGUGCCUCGGUUUCCCCAUCCGCGGGGCCCUGGAGGCUGCCGGGGCCAAGCCGGGAUGAGCGCGGUGGGCGGCGAGCCGGGCGAGGCGGCCCACGUCCUCUUCGAGCGGUUCCUGCGGGCCGGCCGGUGCCAGGAGGUGCUGGGCGCCUUCCGGGAGCUGCGGCAGCGGCUGGCGCUGCAGGGCGCCGGGCUGCCCCUCUACCACGGCCUCAGGGCUGCCCUCAACUCCUGGAGCGCCAAGGCGCUGUGGAGCAAGCUGGAUAAGAAAGCCGCCCACGAGGACUAUGACCAGGGCACGGCCUGCGCCGGCACCAAGUGCCUGGUGGUGGGGGCCGGCCCCUGCGGGCUGCGCGCGGCCAUCGAGCUGGCGCUGCUGGGCGCCCGCGUGGUGCUGGUGGAGAAGAGGGACUCCUUCUCCCGCAACAACGUCCUGCACCUCUGGCCCUUCACCAUCCACGACCUGCGGGCGCUGGGCGCCAAGAAGUUUUACGGGCGCUUCUGCACCGGCACGCUGGACCACAUCAGUAUCCGGCAGCUCCAGCUGAUCCUGCUGAAGGUGGCUCUGCUCCUGGGGGUGGAGGUUCACAUCAACGUGCAGUUUAAGGGCGUCCUGCCCCCCGCGGGCAAGGCAGGCGGACAGGGCGGUGGCUGGCGGGCCGCGCUGCAGCCCAGCACCUCGCCCCUGAGCCGCUACACGUUCGACGUCCUCAUCUCGGCCGGAGGCGGCAAAUUUGUCCCCAAAGGCUUCCAGCGGAAGGAGACCCGCGGCAAGCUGGCCAUCGGCAUCACCACCAACUUCGUCAACCGCCACAGCCGGGCCGAGGUGGAGGUGGCCGAGAUCAGCGGCGUGGCCCGCAUCUACAACCAGCAGUUCUUCCAAAACCUCUACAACAAGACGGGUAUCGACUUGGAAAACAUCGUCUACUACAAGGACGACACUCACUACUUCGUCAUGACGGCCAAGAAGCAGAGCCUGCUCAAGAUGGGGGUCAUCCUCCAGGACAAGCCGGACACGGAGAGCCUCCUGGCCCCGGACAACGUCAACCGGGAAGCGCUCCUCAGCUACGCCAAAGAAGCGGCCAACUUCUCCACCAACUACCGCCUGCCCAAGCUGGAGUUCGCCCUCAACCACUGGGGCCUGCCGGACGUCGACGUGUUCGACUUCACCUGCAUGACCCGCUCGGAGAACGCGGCCCUGGUGUGGGAGCACCACGGCACCCGCCUGCUCCUCGGGCUGGUGGGCGACUGCUUGGUGGAGCCCUUCUGGCCGCUCGGCACCGGCGUGGCCAGGGGCUUCCUCGCCGCCUUCGACGCGGCGUGGAUGGUGCGGCGCUGGGCGGCCGGGACCCCGCCGCUGGAGGUGCUGGCCGAGAGGGAGAGCAUCUACCAGCUCCUCUCGCAAACCUCCCCGGACAACACCAACAAGAACGUGAGCCAGUACAGCAUCGACCCCGCCACCCGCUACCCCAACAUCAACCUGCAGGCCAUCAAACCCAGCCAGGUCCAGGACCUCUACCUGGUGGGCUUGGUGGAGGUGGACCACAAGGCGAAGAGCGAGAACCGGCUCAGCACGGUGGCCGGGGACGCCUACGAGGAGCUGCUGAGCUGGUGCCGGGCCAGCACGGCCGGCUACCGCGGCGUGGAGGUGGCCGACUUCACGCAGUCCUGGAGCAGCGGCCUGGCCCUCUGCGCCCUCGUCCACCGCUUCCGCCCCGACCUCGUGGAUUUCGACGCCGUGGACCCGCUGGACCCCGUCAGGAGGCACCAGACCGUGCUGGACGCGGCGGAGCAGGAGCUGGGCAUCCAGCCCGUGCUCUCCAGCGCCGAGAUGGCCUCCAUGGCGGAACCCAGCCGCCUGGGGCUCAUCACCUACCUCAGCCAGUUUUACGAGGCCUUCAAGCCUUCUCCAGGGUCGGAGGAAGUCGCCGAGAAGCCGCUGCCGCCCCGCGGCACCAAGGGCGCCAUCCUCUUCCUCAGCAAGCUGCAGAAGAGCCGGACUCUGACCCUGAAGCGCGCCCAGGACAGUGCCCAGAAGGAUGCCGAGCCCAAGAGGAGCCGCAGGGAAGCGGAGCUGGACCCGGGGCCAGAUGGAGACGUUUGGGACGAUGGCCACGAACAGCCCCCGGACCCCGGCCAGCCCGCGGCGCGCGGCGACAGCAGCGACGCUUGCUACUUCUGCGGCCGCCGCGUCUACAUCGUGGAGCGGGCGAGCGCCGAGGGCCGCUUCUUCCACCGCGGCUGCUUCCAGUGCCGCCGGUGCGGGGCCACCCUGCGCCUGGGCGACUACGCCUUCGACGAGGAGGACGGUCAUUUCUACUGCUCGCUUCACUACCCCAAUCUCCCCGGCAUGGAGCUGCCCCAGGAGGAGCCCCCGGCGCUGCCCGAUGGGGAUGCUGCCGGCAGACCCCCGUCCCCUGACACGGGGAGCCCGCGCGCGGCCCCCGAGGAGGCAGCACCCACUCGGCCGGGGCUCCCCAGCACCCCAGUGCCGCCGCUGGCAGCCUUGCGGGAGUCGCCGCCGGCAGCGGAGGAUGCAGCCGGCCCCAGGGAGCAGGACGCGAUGGAGCAGCCGGCCCCGGAGCCGGUGGCCGAGGAAGCGAGGGAGCAGCAGGGCCCCGGAGCAGAGCCCUGCGGGGCGCCGGAGGAGGGUGAGGAGAGCGGGGGCAGGAGGAAGAUCGUCCUGACGCCCCUGGAGAAGCUCAAGCUGUCCACGCUGAGCCUGACGGCGGAUGGGGAGCCCGAGCCGCCACAAAAGCCGCCCAGGUUGAGGCUCAGAGCAGCGCCCACCUUGCUCGCCGCCCCAGGGCAAGGACAGGAGGAGGAAGAGGAGAAGGAGGAGGAGGAGGAAGAAGCAGAGGAGGAGGAAGCUUCGGAGGAGAGCAACAGUGAGGAAGAGGAGGAGGAAGGCUCAGACCUUGGCACUGUGGCAGAGCCGUGCCUGAUCCUGGAGGAGGCGGAGAAAUACCCGACCUGGAAGCGGACGUGGCUCCGCCAGACCCGGGAGGCCCAGAUGAAGCGGUUCUGCAAGGCGCAGGCCAUCCAGCGGCGGCUGGAGGAGAUCGAAGUGACCUUCCAGGAGGUGGAGAAGCAGGGCAUAAAGCUGGAGAAGUUCCUCCGGGAGGAAGGGGGCGCCCAGGGCGACCUGAGGACGCAGUGGAUGAACCAGCUGCUCCACGUGGUGCAGAAGAAGAACAGCCUGGUGUCCGAGGAGUCGGACCUCAUGAUCGCGGUACAGGAGCUGAAGCUGGAGGAGCAGCAGUGCCAGCUCGACCAGCAGCUGCGGCGCUACAUGCACAAGGAGGAAGCCCUGAAGACGCCGGAGGAGCGGGCGGCCGAGCGGGAGAUCCUGGCGCAGCUGCUGGACGUGGUGAACAAGCGCAACACCCUCAUCCACAUCCAGGAGGAGAAGCGGCUCAGCGAGCUGCAGGCCUGAGCCAGGACCUGCCGCUGCCUCCCGGGGCCGAGCAUCACCCCUGCUUGCCAGGGCCUGCCGCGGAGCGGGGCGGAUGCUGCCGGACGCACGGCCGGGGAGACACCGAGGAGCAUCCCGGCCCUGGGAGGCGGAGAGGGCGCUGGUCCCUCCGUGGGGCUGGCCCCACGCUUGGCUGGGUCGUCCUUGCCUGGUGCUUGCUUGGAAACAGGAUUUGCAGGGGGAAAAAACGAAACACACAGGCUGCCAGGGCUCUGCCUAGUGCUCGCCCAAGAGGAAGGACGAUGGAGGACUGGGGUCUCUCCCAGCGCAGGUCCCACGGCCGCGGGCGCUUCCCGAGGGACCUGCUGGCUAAGCCAGGAGCACCGAAAGCUUUUCUCCCCGCAGAGCCCCGGCGCCGGGCGAACGAGGUGCCUUUUCCGGGGAAACCAGAGCCCGCGGCCGAGGGCUUGGCUCAGCGAGCCCAAACUGCUCCCGGCUGCACAGGGGUGACUGCAGCCAGCGCCGGACACGGAGCGGUGACGGCGGCCGCAGCCCCCGGGAGCCGCGCUGGGACGCCCCAGCCCAGCCCCGGACCCCAGCCCACGCCGGCACCCCCACGGUCCCGGCCACGCUAGGAAACCAGGGCUCCUCGGCCCGCCGGGAACGCGGCCCUCGGCUCUCCCACGGGGAACGGCGUCCCGGGAGCGGGUCCUCCGUUACGGGCACAGUACUCCCGUCCCGCUGUUUCCAUCCGUGCUGCCACCACGUUCCCACCUGUAUCUCACUGGUACCAACCGUCCUGCGCUGCUGUCACCCCGCCUCGGAAUAAAGCUUCCCAGAUCCUGGGAAAAGGGCUAAAA